Molecule: messenger RNA, 3805 nt
Organism: Closterium sp. NIES-67
Lineage: Eukaryota; Viridiplantae; Streptophyta; Zygnematophyceae; Desmidiales; Closteriaceae
Source: the annotation of a GenBank genome assembly
AACAACACAACCCGAGUGUGCGAAGGACAAGUCCCAAGAUAUGAUCAUCAUAGUUUGCGGUCUAGAUCGUGCCACAUUCGUCGGAAGCCAUAGCUCAGGAUAUCUUCCACGAAUCCGCUCCGAUUAUAGCCACAGCCAUAUUUCCUCCGCUUUUCGCAGUUCCCAUCCACGUCGCUUAGUAUAUCCGGCCAUGUGCAAUGCGCUACACGGCCCGAAACACUGACGAUCUAUUCGAAUUGCUUCCGAUCGCCGCAUAUCGCGGCUCCAAUUAACAUGAAAGAGGAUGGCCAAUCAGAAUCCGAAGAAGGCGAAUUCGUCGCUCCGGUCGACCCGAAUCUCGCUAACUCGGCUAGCUCGUUGCCACGUGGCAGCGAUCCGGACGAACCUGCCGUGUCACACACGGAAGCGCAGCGGGAUCCGAUCACUGAACGAUCCGCGUUAAGAGCUGGAUCAGUUUAUGAGACUCAGAAACCUCCUGCUCCUAGUAGAGGCGCGGAGAACCAGGAAAGGCCAGAUCAGGCAGACAGAACGAGAGACGCGGGAUCGAAACCAGGCAGAGACAAAAAAUGGGCAAGUGAGGAUGGAUCUGUGCCGGGCAUUCCGGCGAUUGGUCAGGAGGAGGACGACGAGGAUGCGAUGUUCAGCGAAGUUGCCAGGCUUUGGGCUGGACAUACGUCUGGGCACGGAGCUGGGCAUGCACCCGGGCAUGCACCCGGGCUCGGAUGUAACAUACCGUCGAGCGGCUUGCCCCCCUCGUCCGGUCUCCCCGCCGGUCUGCUAGGCGAUCCAGGCGCAGGGUGGUCGCACGGGUUCGGGUCGCACGUUCGUGGUUCGCACGGGCAUGGAUCGCACGGGCGUGGUUCGCACGGGCAUGUGUCGCACAGCAACCACCACGGGAGACAUGGGAGACAGAUGGUCGACGCACUUGGGGGAGUGGCAGGGAUCGGCGCGGCAAGCGGGUCCCCCGUGAAGCCUCGUGGGUGGACUAUGGCUCCAGAUGCUGCGGCUCCUGGGGGAGCUGCUCCUGAGGCUUCUGGUGAUGCUCGUGCUGGUGCUGGUGCUGGUUAUAUUGACGAUGAUGCAGUCGACGGCUCAGGGUUUAAGAGAUUCAAGCUCCACCAUCCGCACCAUCCCCGCCAGCGGCACCCGCAUUCCGAUCCGCACCCCCAUCCCCAUCCCCAUCCCCAUGCCAAUCACCCGCAUCACGCCCAUCACCAUCCCCAUCACCACCGGAACCGGCACCACCAUAAGGGCAAGGCGCAUGAAGGCAGCAAGGCCGGAGUUAACAGUGCUUCUGCUACUGCCGCUGCGGGUGGCGCUGGUGCUGGCGGCAGUGGUAGCAUGGCUAAUGCUGCGGAUGCGUCCGCGGGUGGGUCGGAGAUUGGGGUUGCCGCGGAAGACAAGCGGAAGGAACGGUCGGGGGAGAAGGCGGGGGAGAAGGCGGGGGACAACAGGGCGGAGGCGGAGAGAGCAGCGGCGGAGGGGGCAGGAGGACGGGGGAAAGAGGCGGAGAGGGCGGGAGAUGCGCGCGUUAGUGCGGAGAAGGGCCAGCUCUCAGCGCUGCUGGCGAGCGGAGGGUUCUGGGGAGGGGAGGAGGUGGAGGAGGAGGAAGAGGAGGCGGGGGAGGGUGAAGGGGCGAGAGGCGGUAGAAGUGCAGGAGGUGGGGGGGCGGCAGGUGAUGCUACACAGAGGAAUGGGAGAAUGGGAGAGGGUGGGGGUGAGGAAGGGAGGGGGAGGGACGGAGGGGAAGGAUGGGUGGGGAAGAGGAAAAGGCACGAGUGGGACGAGGACGGCGGGAAUGGCGGGCGACCAGAUGGGGGAUUCCGGGGGCGCGGAGGGCAAGGCAGCGGAAGGGGCGGUAGGGAAGACUGGCAUGCGAGGGGAAGAGGGGGAGGGGGAGGGGGCGGAGGGCACAGGCGGCGGAUGGAAGCGGGGCCCUCCCGCAUCUCCGUGCCCUGCAAGUUCUUCCUGGGCGGGCGCUGCAGCAAGGGCGCGUCCUGCCCGUUCCCGCACACGGGCGUCCCGCGCACCAAGAACGAGCCGUGCAAAUUCCACGUCACCAACUCCUGCCUCAAGGGCGACGACUGCCCCUUCUCCCAUGACUUGGCGCGCUUCCCCUGCAAGUACUUCCACCUGGGGACGGGGUGCCUGGAUGGGGAGCGGUGUAGGUUCUCCCAUGGCAGUGCGGAGGAGAGGGAGCUGGUGCGGCUGAGGGAGAUUUGGCAGAGGGACAGGCCAUGGGGUGGGUCGGGGGAGAGGCAGGGGUACAGAGAGGUGGAGAGAGGGAAGGAGGGGUUUAGAGAGGUGGAGAGAGGGAAGGCAGGCGGGGAGCCGGGUUUGGGAGACAGGUUGGGAUGGGCAGGGGGUGAGAGUGGUGGGAGGGGGGAGAGUGGGGCGGGAGGAAGACGCAUGGGUGGUGCGGUUGGCAGUGUGGGUCGCGGCGGUAUUAUUGGUGGUGCUGGUGGUGGUGGGAGAGGAGGGAGAGGUGCAUGGGUGGUCAAGGUGGAAAGCUGGGCGGACAAGGGGGAAUGGACAGGCGGGAGGGGGGGGAUGGGCGGAAGGAAGGGGAAGGGGGCAUGGGGGGUUAUGUGCGGAAGGAAGGGGAGAACAGGAGCGGUGGUUACAAUGGUAGUAGUAGAUAUGGUGGAGACGGUUCCAAUGCAGGACCUGAGGGCAGUGGCAUUCCUCCUCCUGCUCCUGCUGCUGCUGCUGAUGCUGAUGUUAGUGAUGCGGCCGGUGCUGGUAAUGAUGGUGCGGAUUAUGAUUCUGAUGAGGAGGAGGGGAGCGGUGGUGUUCCCGACCCAUAUGCUGCUGGUGCUGAAGACCCAUAUGCUGCUGGUGCUGCAGACCCAUAUGCUGCUGGUGCUGCAGACCCAUAUGCUGCUGGUGCUGCAGACCCAUAUGCUGCUGGUGCUGAAGACCCAUAUGCUGCUGGUGCUGCAGACCCAUAUGCUGCUGGUGCUGCAGACCCAUAUGCUGCUGGUGCUGCAGACCUGGGGACGGACACAUACCCAUAUGGUGCAGAUGGGACGGCCGGCACAGGUGCAGCAUCGGUGCAUGACUUUUUGGCACGAGCAGCGGAGUUCUUUGCGGACGGGGAGACGGGGGGAAGGGGGGAUGCGCCCCUGUAUGGCAGCAUGGAGUAUAUCGGCGAGGCGGGCGGGGGUGCGGGGCCUAGGUAUGCACCUGACUAUGAAACAGGGGGGGAAGGACCCGAAUAUGCACCGAAGUACGAAGCAGCGGGUGUGCCUGAUUAUGCAGGAGGAGGGGAGGGGCCUGGAUACAGCCGCAUGGGGUAUGCAGGCAUGGCAGGAGGGAAUGGCACAGGGCACAAUCCGUACACGUGGAUGCACAAUGAAGAGGAAGAGGAGGAAGCGGAGGAGGAGGAGGAGAGGGGAGAGCAGCAAGAGGGGAAGCAGCAGGGCGGGACAGUGAGGGCGAGGACUGGGGGGGUUGAUGAGGAACCAGAAGGGAGAGCUUCACAGCUCAGCAACAUGGCUGGACGUGUUGAGAAGCAGCCACCACCAACAGGGGGUGCUGCGCCAACAGGGGGUACAGCACCUUUGUCUUACAGCAAGAAUGAGACAGUUAAUAGCGAGGAUGUGGAUGGUGAGAGGGUGUCCAGGACGAGAGCGAAUGUGGCUUCGCUCCUCAGCCAGGUGCUAGAUAGCUAGAGAGGAAUGAUAGAUAGCCUUAGGUAGAUUGCUAGUAAAAGUAUAGCCUUGAUAGUAGUUCGUUACAUAGGAUAGUGCCCUAGAAGGAAUGAUGUGGCAUACAAUAGCUAUUGGAUUCGUUGCCUUCUAUG